UAAAUCCAUUUCGAUAUGAUACCAGCACGCUGUUUGACUACAUGCGACGACGAUGAAGAAGAUAAUUCCCGUGUUGCAUUGAUAUUGGGCGAUAAGCCCGUCUGCGGGGAAAAAGCUUUGCUUAUGGCCCCAAAGAUAAAACUGAGCAGCGGCUACGAAAUGCCCGUUUUAGGUUUUGGAACACAUGGAUUGAAAGGUUAUCAAUGCUUAACGGCAAUCCAUUGCGCCGUGGAGACAGGAUUCAGGCACUUUGAUACGGCGUAUAACUAUGAAAAUGAAAAGGAGGUGGGGGAGGCGAUUCGUACCCAAAUGCAAAUGGGAAAUGUCUCAAGAGAGAACAUCUUUCUGACUACCAAGCUUUGGAAUACACACCACGAUCCCCGCGAUGUGCGACGAAUUUGCGAGAAGCAACUCGAAGCUCUAGGAUUCGAUUAUAUUGAUCUCUACCUUAUGCACUUCCCAGUGGGUUAUAAACACAUGUGCGAUGAGAUUCUCUAUCCCAUGGAAGGUGAAAAGAUGCAAACUACGGAGAUUGAUUACAUUGACACCUGGCGGGCAAUGGAGGAACUAGUCAAGCUGGGAAUGGUGCGUAGUAUUGGCGUCUCCAACUUCAAUAUGGAGCAAGUGCAGCGCAUUAUACAAUGCAGUUCUUCAAAGCCCGUUGUAAAUCAAGUCGAAGUCUGGCCAGGAUUCAUGCAAAAAGAUUUAGUUGAUUAUUGUCGCUACAAUGGCAUCAUUGUUACAGCUUAUUCACCCUUGGGUCAACCUAAUCGGGAAAUUCAUACACCAAUUUACUUUUUCUCAGAGGGUAUGAAGCGCUUGGUGAAGAGAUACAAACGUACUGCCUCACAAAUCGUGCUGCGCUAUUUGAUUGAUUAUGGUGUUGUUCCCAUACCCAAGGCUGGCAAUCCCUUGCACAUUAAGGAGAAUCUGAAUAUAUUUGACUUUCAGUUAAAUGAAUCAGAUACACGCGCCUUACGUGGCAUCAAGUCAAAAGAAAGAAUCAUGAAAUACGAGCCCGUCAAGGAUCAUCCGUUCUAUCCCUUCGAACGGGACGAGGAUGAGCAAGGGGAGACAGAAACUCCUGUGUCUAGACGAUCGUCUUCGGCACCUCAAAAGCGAAAAACUGCGUUGCCUGAGCCCGGAGAACAAGAGGGUGACGAAGGCGAUGAAUAGGUGCAUUAAUGGGACAAGUUCGAGAGGGGGUACAUUAAUCUGUUGUAAUCACAUGGUCGUACUAAAUUGUUGUGGGCAAAUUAAAAAGUUGAUAAAAAUUUUAUGUGACUGCGAUUAGUUGCGCCAAAAGCUGAAAUGAUGCAUGAAAUACAUCUGAAAUUGUUGAAUUGGA
Molecule: messenger RNA, 1348 nt
Organism: Drosophila innubila
Lineage: Eukaryota; Metazoa; Arthropoda; Insecta; Diptera; Drosophilidae
Gene: ARY
Product: 1,5-anhydro-D-fructose reductase
Exons: 5
Coding region: 16-1176 (386 amino acids)
Cellular component (GO): cytosol
Molecular function (GO): aldose reductase (NADPH) activity
Source: RefSeq, a predicted model, not a curated record